Messenger RNA from Acipenser ruthenus (sterlet), 2653 nucleotides. RefSeq lists its product as uncharacterized. The transcript is spliced from 12 exons. Lineage: Eukaryota; Metazoa; Chordata; Actinopteri; Acipenseriformes; Acipenseridae. The record is from RefSeq and is a predicted model, not a curated record. The coding region runs from base 1 to 2046 and encodes 681 amino acids. Gene Ontology annotation, cellular component: cytoplasm. Gene Ontology annotation, molecular function: guanyl-nucleotide exchange factor activity.
AUGUUGUUCUGCUGGGGCUGCGGGGAGCUGGGGCAGGAUGGACACGGAGGAACCGCAGUUGUGAAAUCAGAAGACGGUCUGCUGGACGCCUUCACACCGCAGAAACUGGGACGGGUCAAGCUGUUCGCUUGUGGGUCAAGCCACUCUGUAGUUGUAACAGUUGACAACAGGAUCUUUGCCUGGGGUAAUGGUAGCAGUGGACAGCUUGGCAGUGGGGAGAGGUCCAUGAAAACCUAUCCGGUGGAAGCUUUUUUGCCAUCCAAUCGGGACGAUGAUGUCACUGCCAUUGAGGUGGCCGGAGUAGCUUGUGGCAGCCGGCACACGUUCAUCUGGACUCAAUCCGGACAUGCUUACAGCUUCGGUAAUAACUUCUAUGCACAGCUGGGUUACGACUUCAGGAAAGUUGACUUCAAAGAACAUCAGCUGAUGCCACAUUUAUUGAGGACCCUAGUCUUUCACAAAGUAAAGCAAGUGGCCUGCGGGGAACGCCAUACUCUUUUUGCACUAGAGGAUGGGAAGGUGGCUGCCUGUGGAAUAAAUGAUUAUGGUCAGAUUGGCACAGAUGCCCAAGAAGAUGCCACAGUGCCUCGUAUCCUUGAAGACUUUGAUAACGUCUCUAAAAUAGCCUGCGGAGCCAACCACAAUCUAGCUGUGACAGGCGAUGGGAAGGUUUUUAUGUGGGGUUGCGGCCGGGCUUGUGGAAAUCUCAAACGGGACUUACGCCUUCCUGAACAAGUGGAUAUACCUCACUCUCGUGUCAUUGCUGUAUCGGGCGGCUGUUGGCACAGCCUUCUACUGACAGAUGAUGGGAACAUGUACUCCUGGGGGACAGGGCAGGAGGGGCAGCUGGGACAUGGAGAAACCACAACGUUUCUGUCUAAACCUCAGCUCCUCUGCUCUGAACUUCUUAAAGGAGCCAUCCGCAAGAUCGAUGCUGGGGAUUGCUACAGCUCUGCGCUCACAGCUAAUGGAGAGUUGUUUAUGUGGGGGAGAAACUGCCAUGUAAUUGAUGGAAACCAACCAGCGUCCCAUAAAUUCUGGAGCCCGCAGAAGGCUGAUGUCAGUAACCAGGCUGUGUGUGACAUCAGCUGUGGGUCGUGGCACACCGUGAUCCUCACAGGAAUUCCUAAAGGGAGGAGCCCUGGGAAUAAGGAAUCGGAUUUCAGAGAAACUGGAGCUAGCUUCAAAGACGACAGCAACUAUCCCCAACUGAUAGAACUUCUACCAAAAGAAAACAGCAGCAGAAAGCACACCGGUGAUCUCCAGGCCCCUCCGAACCAAGCAGAGGUUUUGUUGCAUUCCCAGUCUUCUCAACCUUCCAGCCAGCCUAAGAACUCUCCAUUUGAUGGCAUGGAUCAAACAGACCUUAACAGAAAGAAUCAUUCAGAUGGUACAACAGUUCAAGAUGCAAGUGCUCUGUCUGCGAAGGAAAAACAAGGAAAUAGCUGCUCAUCAAUCAAACUACAAGAGGAGAAUGUCAGAGUCCUUAUUCCAAGGGGAAAACGGUUCAGAAAUAGGCAAGCCUUCAGCUGUCUGCGCUCAGCUUUGAUUCCAGACUGCUUGUGCAGUGGAGAUGCAGAUUACCCCAACACAUUGCCUGAGAUGAGGAGAAAGCCCAAAUGCAGAUCUAGACCCCAAACUGCUGGUAGCCCGUGGACCAGCAGCAGACAGCCUGGAAAUGGGGACAGUUCCUCCAGCACAAAUUUCAGUAAAGCGAGUCACCAGAGUGGCAGAAUCCCUGGCAGGGAGCCCGGCUGUGCACUGCAUCCAAGAGUGAGACCAGAAGGGCAGGAGUCAGGGCCUCGUCACGGGAGCAGGCCCAGAACGGCUCACCCUCACCUUUCACCUUUGGCUUCUCACUCCACCGCCUCCUCCUCCCUCAUUGUAACCCUAAACCCUUCAGAGAGGCUUGCUGGCCGGCCUGUUUACCAACAAGCAAUUUACUCCUCGGGAACAGCUUGGAAGCACAUAUCCAGGUCACCUGACCCUGUGUUGUCACAGAAGCGUCCAGCUUCAGAAACCAUCCAACAGUCAAGCCAAAAAUAGUGACCUUUGACACCAGUGGAUUUAAGCAUUGUCACUCGGUAUUAAACUUGCUGUCAGGCGUAAAGCUGUUGAUGUGAAAUAAGAGAAAGGAGGAAUUUUAUUGUUGAAUUAUUUACAGCCCAGGGUUACUGAAACAUGGCUUUAUGUGUGGAAAUGUGUAAUGAACAUGGGUAGACAGAAGUAAAGGUGUGGUCCUGCUCUGGGUGUUUGGACAAACAUUGAUAAUCAAUUCAAGCAUUUAUUUGAUCUGCUUUCCGAAUUAUUACUAGCAGUGUUAGGUUGGUUGCAACAGCACCAUUUAAACAUGUUUUCAAAAUUUGCUCUCACUCAUUAAUGUGUAUCAGGAUAAAUCACAAACAACUCAUAUGACAUGAAAGUGCAUUUGUUUACAUCCAUAUACUUUGUGUUGGUCUGUUAAAUGACUAUGAAAGUAUUGCAUUUCUGUUAAUUGUGUGGUUUUAGCAGAAAUUGUCAAUUAUAUGUCAUUUUAAGAAAUAAAGGUUUUUUUGUUUAUUUUUUUAAAUAAAUGUAAUGAUUGAGUGGAACAUAGAACAAAGCCCUCAGAAUUUGUUUUCUCCAAAAUGCAUAUCUUAAUAGAUAACUUGUA